This is a messenger RNA of Desarmillaria tabescens, 550 nucleotides long. RefSeq lists its product as uncharacterized. Bases 50 to 484 code for a protein of 144 amino acids. The record is from RefSeq and is a predicted model, not a curated record. The transcript is spliced from 3 exons. Gene Ontology annotation, biological process: proton motive force-driven ATP synthesis. Gene Ontology annotation, molecular function: proton transmembrane transporter activity. NCBI's taxonomy places the organism in Eukaryota, Fungi, Basidiomycota, Agaricomycetes, Agaricales, Physalacriaceae.
CAAUCCCAACUUCCCACAGUCCCUAAUUCUUCCCUCCACCUCGACAAAAAUGCUACGGGCCCGUAUCAUCCAGACAGCUCGCCACGCUCGGCAAUACUCGACAAAGUCGACACAAGAAAAGGCGCAGGAAGUAGCCGGAAAGGCCUUUGAGCAAGGAAAGGCUGGUGCUGAGAAGAUUAUCAAGGCUCUAGGGCCUUUGGGAGAGAGAGCUGGGAGCUUGUUGGGAGCCUACCGGGAACCGAUAGUAUACAAUUUUGCGGUUGUACGGUCUCUGGCGAAGCAAGUUUACGUUGCGGAGGGACUGGCACCACCCAAGUCCAUUGCAGAGGUCAAGGUUGCGUACAAGGAGAUCUGGGAGUCGACCCUCAAGUGGCGGCAGCUAAACUUUGCCAAGGUCGGCGUGUAUGCGCUAGAGGCAUAUGGUAUCUUCAAAAUUGGGGAGAUACUCGGAAGGAGAAGCUUGAUAGGGUACAAUGUUCAAUAGAUGAUGCGAUAGAGAAAAUUGACAUUCAUUCGUCUUUAUUUAUUCGUGAGAAAGUAAAUAGCGGCU